Messenger RNA from Sordaria macrospora k-hell, 1257 nucleotides. RefSeq lists its product as uncharacterized. The record is from RefSeq and is a predicted model, not a curated record. NCBI's taxonomy places the organism in Eukaryota, Fungi, Ascomycota, Sordariomycetes, Sordariales, Sordariaceae. Gene Ontology annotation, molecular function: nucleic acid binding. Gene Ontology annotation, cellular component: kinetochore.
AUGUCAUCAACAACCAAAGACCCCUCCACCAACGGCGCGGCAGCGGCAGCGGCAGCGGACUCCGACUCGGAAGACGACUACAUGAAAAUGACCUUCACCGACGAACCCACCUUUACCACAGCCUCCAGCAGCAAAAGCAAAAGUGGGAAACCAAUCGAAACCUCCCUCCAGCGUCGCCUCCGUCUCCAACGCGAAGGAGAAAUCCGCGGCCGCGUCAAAUCCAAAGCCGAGUUAGCAGCCGAAGAGGAAGCCCGUCGGGAAGCCGCUUUGUCAACCUCUCUAUUUGACAAACUUGUCGCUCCUUCACCAAAAGCAGCUCCCUCUUCAUCAUCAGCAUCAGCAUCAGCUUCACCGGCGCCUGCAGCUGCAGCACCAGUGAUUGGAGUCACAGCAAAAAGCAAAGGUUUAGCAAUGAUGGCCAAAAUGGGUUUCGUCCCCGGUACAGCGCUCGGCGCCAAGUCAACUGACUCGGAAGCGCGAACGGAGCCUAUCAAGAUCAGCAUCAAAGAUGGGCGCGAAGGCAUUGGGCUGGAGAGCGAGCGGAAGCGCAAAAUGCGGGAGGCGGCGGAGGCGGCCGGGGAGAUGGCCAAGAAGGCGAAGGUGGAUGAGGAAGGGUACCGUGAACGGGUGAGGAGGGAGAGGGAGGAAGCCAGGCUGGAGAGGCAGGUACACGCGGCGCAGAAGGUGGCGGAGGGGAUGGAUGAGGAUUAUGGGGAUGAGGUGGGUGGUGAAGAGGGGGGAAUCCAGAAAAUUGAGGAGCGGGAUGAUGAUGAUAGGGAGGAUGGGAGCGAAAAUGGCAGUGACUCUCGCGAAAAGAAGAGGAGGAAGAAGAAGACUGGUGCCAGUUCGUCCCGGCCCUUACGGGCCAUCCCGGUAGUCUACCGCGGUCUCGUCCGCUCCCGCGAGGAGGCCGAGCGCGAGCGCAGGAUGCCGUAUGACCUGGAGCAGAGCAGUAUGCUUUCCUCUACGCGAUUGCCUACAUAUGUGGACGAUGAGCUGGAUAUGGACGAUAAACAUGCUCUUGGUAAGGAUAUUGGCGCCGUUCAUAAGCCAUGGAACACGUACGUGAUGGCAGAGGACCUCGACGAAGAGGAUCCGGAACUGGAUGAGUUCAACGCUCUUAGCCCUGACGAGCGGCUACGGCGCUUGGUGCUGUACAUGCGCGACAAGCAUCAUUAUUGCUUUUGGUGUAAGGCUAAGUAUGAGGAUGCGGAGAUGGAUGGGUGUCCUGGGUUGACCGAGGAGGACCAUGAUUAA